Molecule: messenger RNA, 6532 nt
Organism: Oncorhynchus tshawytscha (Chinook salmon)
Lineage: Eukaryota; Metazoa; Chordata; Actinopteri; Salmoniformes; Salmonidae
Product: CLIP-associating protein 2
Exons: 44
Coding region: 701-5302 (1533 amino acids)
Biological process (GO): mitotic spindle assembly
Cellular component (GO): spindle microtubule; microtubule organizing center; mitotic spindle
Molecular function (GO): microtubule binding
Source: RefSeq, a predicted model, not a curated record
CUGCUCGUUUGCGCGGCAGGCCUGCUCGUAAACUGCAGUCACCGGCUUGGCUCCUGUUUUCAGCGGGGGAGGGUUUAGCUAGACAGCUGUAGUAGGGGCGAUUAUUCCCUUGAUUAAAAGUAGCCAGCAGGAUCCUGCGGGUUAGAAAUCAAGAGUUUUGGCGCAACUUUAUUUUUGAAGGGUUUUGACAAGAGAGAUGAUCAUAUAAUGGAAUACAAAAACCCGAAACAAGGUGUCAGGCCUGUGGCCAACGUUGCUUCCUUCAGCUUGCUAACUAUUAGCUAGUUGUUCCCAUUGAUGUGUGUAGCUAGAUUCGUUAGCUUAGCCAGCUAGCUUGUGUUGUUGUUGUGGGUCCAUUAAUACACGGGACCUGGUUGGUUCUUAGCGCACAUUGUUGUAAUUUUUCAAAAAACUUUUUUGAAAGUUAUUGCUUGUUAAGGUAUCUAAUCCAGAGAGAAAUAUUCUCUGUUAUCUUUCUCUGAAAUCAAAAGUCGAGCAGUGUGUGUAUUUUUUUUAAGACAAAGUGAUUUGCGCUUGCCAAGUUAAUUUGACAGGUUUUUUUUGUUUUUGUUGGUAACUGUCCUCGGAUCAGAAUUAAAGACCGGACCUUUUUUCUUCUCCAUCCAACCCUGCUACCAACCGGACAGUACUACGUUAGUCUGUCUGACCCCGGAGCUGACCACACAUCACUGCCUGCUCAAUGGAGGAACAUGACAACAUGGACUAUUUAUAUCAGCAGGUCCUGCAGAAAGACGUUUCCCGCAGGUUGCAGGUCGGGCAGGAUUUAAUAGACUACCUGAACGACCCGCAGAGGUCCUCCGAUGUGGAACAAGACAAACCCCGGCUGGAUAAAACCAUAGAUGAGCUGACGGGAUGGGUCAACGCCAGCAACUACAAGGUGGCGUUGUUGGGGAUAGACAUUGCCGGGGCGUUUGUCGAUCGCCUGGGGGAACACUUUAGAGGAUACCUGGGAACAGUGGUCCCAGCCCUCGUGGACAGGUUGGGGGACAGUAAGGACCAGGUCAGAGAACAGAGUCAGAAUCUUAUCCUCCGCUGUAUGGAAGUGACCGCAUCGCCUAUGUAUGUGUGGGAGAGGUUGCUUCCUGGUUUUAAACAUAAGAACUUCCGCAGCAGAGAGGGGGUGUGUCUGGUUCUCUGCGCCACGCUCAACACGUAUGGUGCUCAGCCAUUGCGUCUCAGUAAGAUCGUUCCCCACCUCUGCACUCUGACUGGAGACCAAAACCCACAGGUCCGUGAGGCUGCCACAACAUCUCUGGUGGAUGUCUAUCGCCACAUAGGAGAGAGAGUCAGAGCCGACCUGGGAAAGAGUGGCCUGCCUGCCGGACGGUUACAGACAAUAUAUGGGCGUUUUGACGAAGCUUUGAAUUCUGGGAACAUGGCGCUCAGCCCCAGUCACGACCGUAGUUUUGAGGAUGAUGCAGACAGUGCAGAUGGGAACCGUGCUCAGGCUGCCUUCAAGGUCCCCAAGGUCCCCAAGAAGUCGGCAGAGUCCUCGGCUGCACGAAGAUCCAACACUACGGGUUCCAAGAUCGGAGGUGCGUCUAAGGAUGGAACCGGGGGCAUCGAUGAAGAAGACUUCAUCAAAUCUUUCACUGACGUCCCCACAGUACAGAUCUACUCGUCUCGUGACCUGGAGGAUAACCUGAAUAAGAUCAGAGAGAUCUGUUCUGAUGACAAACAUGACUGGGACCAGAGAGCCGCUGCAAUGAAGAAGAUCCGCUCGCUGAUUGUUGCCGGGGCAACGGAGUACGAGUGUUUCUACCAACACCUGAGGCUGUUGGAUGGAGCAUUCAAACUGUCAGCUAAAGACCUCCGAUCACAGGUGGUACGAGAGGCCUGCAUCACUGUGGCCCACCUGUCGACAGUGUUGGGUAAUAAGUUUGACCAUGGUGCUGAGGGCAUUCUUCCUGUCCUGUUCAACCUCAUCCCUAACUGUGCCAAGGUUAUGGCCACUUCAGGGGCGUCUGCUAUACGCUUCAUCAUACGGCACACACACGUUCCCAGACUCAUCCCCCUGAUCACCAGUAACUGCACCUGCAAGUCUGUGGCCGUCAGACGGAAAUGUUUUGACUUCUUGGACCUGCUGCUACAGGAGUGGCAGACCCAGACUCUGGAAAGACAUACAGCGGUGAUGGUCGCCAGCAUUAAGAAGGGAAUCACAGAUGCCGACGCAGAGGCCAGGGUAGAGGCCCGCAAGGCAUACUGGGGUCUUAGGAACCAUUUCCCGGGGGAGGCAGACUCUCUGUUCAACUCGUUAGAGCCGUCCUAUCAGAAGAGCCUCCAAUCAUCUCUCAAGAGUUCUGGGAGCGUGACGUCUCUUCCUCAGAGCGACCGCUCCUCUUCCUCAUCACAGGAGAGCCUUAAUCGUCCUCUGUCAUCUAAAUGGUCAGCUGCUCCUGGAAGAGUCCCGGCGGGUCAUAAGGGCGGGGCGUCGCCGGGCUCCCUACAGCGUUCCCGUAGCGAUGUAGAUGUUAAUGCGGCAACGGUUGCUAAGCAGCGGCACAUCGGGCAGGUGGGGCCAGUGAGACUGACCCCCGGCUCCUACUCCUCAUUGGAUGAUGCCUCAGAUAAAACAGAUGGUCGUCUGAGGACCAAGCAGCCUCUCACCACGGCAACCAGUGUCAGCCACGUGGACUCCCGGGGACGCAGCCGCACCAAGAUGGUGUCCCAGUCACAACGUUCCUACGAAUCAGAUUGCACACCAGGAUCUCAGUCUGCUACCAUCGUUGGUGCCGGCAGUCGGAGUGGUUCCCCGGGUCGCGUCCUGACCAGCACCGCUCUGAGUACGCUGGGUUCUGGAGCCCAGAGGGUCCUAGCUGGGGCCGGAGGGAGACGUAGCCGCAUCCCCCGCAGCCAGGGCUGCUCACGAGACUCCUCCCCUACACGCCUGUCUGUCGCUCCCUCCAGUGUUAGUUCCAUCUACAAAGCAACGAGCAGAGGAGCUCGGGGCAGUCGUAUUCCUCGGCCCAGUAUGAGUCAGGGCUGCAGUAGGGAGGCCAGCAGAGAGAGCAGCAGAGACACCAGCCCUGUGCGUUCCUUUACACCUCUGGCAUCGCGCCACUACUCUCGUUCCACCGGAGCUCUCCACACCGCCGACGCUUUAGGGGCCGCAGGGGCAGGGUACAGUAUCAGUCAAUCCAGUCAUCUGUCAUCGUCAGUCAGCACCAUGAGAGUCCUCACUGGGUCUGAUAUAGAGGAGGCCCUCGCUGACGCCCUGCUGAUGGGAGACAUAACAUCCAAGAAGAAGCCAGCGCGGCGUCGCUAUGAGAAUUAUGGGAUGUAUUCGGAUGAUGAUGCUAACAGUGACGCGUCCAGCGCCUGCUCAGACCGCUCCUACAGCUCCAGGAACGGAGGAGUCAUCCCUACGUACAUGAGACAGACUGAAGACGUGGCCGAGGUGUUGAACCGCUGUGCCAGUGCCAACUGGUCGGAGAGGAAGGAGGGGCUUCUGGGUCUACAGGCUCUACUGAAGAAUCAACGCACCCUCAGUCGUGUGGAGCUGAAGAGGUUGUGUGAGAUUUUCACCAGGAUGUUUGCAGACCCCCACAGUAAGCGAGAAUCCGGAUCUAAGGUCUAUGGAACGGCAGAAUCCGGUAUAAGCUCAGCCUCCUUCAAGAGAGUGUUCAGUAUGUUCUUGGAGACCCUAGUGGACUUUGUCCUGGUGCACAGAGAAGACCUGCAGGACUGGCUGUUUGUCCUGCUCACCCAGCUGCUGAAGAAGAUGGGAGCUGACCUGCUGGGGUCUGUCCAGGCCAAGGUCCAGAGAGCACUGGACAUCACACGAGAGUCUUUUCCCAACGACCUCCAGUUCACUAUCCUCAUGAGGUUCACUGUGGACCAGACUCAGACACCAAACCUCAAGGUGAAGGUGGCUGUUCUGAAGUACAUUGAGACCUUGACCCUGCAGAUGGAUCCUCAGGACUUUGUGAACUCCAGUGAGACGCGCCUGGCUGUGUCUCGCAUCAUCACCUGGACCACAGAGCCCAAGAGCUCCGACGUCAGGAAGGCGGCCCAGUCGGUACUCAUCUCCUUGUUCCAGUUGAACACUCCAGAGUUCACCAUGCUGCUGGCAGCCCUGCCCAAGACCUUCCAGGACGGAGCCACCAAACUGCUACAGAACCACCUGAGGAACACCGGUAACACUGCACAGGCCCCAAUGGGAAGCCCUAUGACAAGCCACACCCCCCGCUCUCCUGCCAGCUGGUCCAGCCCCCUCACCUCUCCUACCAACACGUCACAGAACACAUCCACACUCGGUGCGUUUGACUACGACACAGAGAACAUGAACUCGGACGACAUCUAUAGUAGUCUGAGAGGAGUUACAGAGGCCAUUCAGAACUUCUCCGUCCGCAGUCAGGAAGAAAUGAACGAAACGGGUGGUGGUGCUGACCAGGUGGAUGGAGUCCGCACUGCUCUGGACAACAAGACUUCUCUUCUGAACACCCCCCUGCUCUCCUCUUCUCCCCGGGGGUCCCGAGACCCCUUUACAGACUCCCCCUUCAAACACAACGUCAAAGAUACUUCAUUGGACGAAUCAGACCAGCAAACUGAUGACAGCAGCAUUGACCAAUCAGAGCUGGUGACUGAGCUGCUGAAGGAGCUGUCCAAUCACAAUGAGCGUGUGGAAGAGAGAAAGGUGGCGCUUUGUGAUCUCUUGAAGCUGAUUCGAGAAAACACCCUGCAGGUCUGCUGGGAUGAACACUUCAAAACCAUCCUCCUGUUACUACUGGAGACGCUGGGGGACAGAGAGCAUGUGAUCAGGGCGUUAGCUCUGCGUGUUCUGAGGGAGAUUCUGAGCCGUCAGCCGUGGAGGUUCAAGAACUACGCUGAACUCACCAUCAUGAAGGCCCUGGAGGCACACAGGGACCCACACAAAGAGGUGGCGCGAGCGGCAGAGGAGACGGCGGCCAUGCUGGCGUCGUCAAUCAGUCCAGACCAGUGUGUCAAGGUGUUGUCUCCCAUCAUCCAGUCAGCUGACUACCCCAUCAACCUGGCUGCCAUCAAGAUGCAGACCAGAGUAAUAGAGAGGGUCCCCCACCACGGACUAGUCACCAUGCUGCCGGAGAUAGUCCCCGGACUCAUACAGGGUUAUGACAACGCGGAGAGCAGUGUGAGGAAGGCCUGUGUAUUCUGUCUGGUGGCCCUCUAUGCAGUCAUAGGGGAGGAGCUAAAACCUCACCUCAACCAACUGUCUGGCAGCAAGUUGAAGUUGUUGAAUCUGUACAUCAAGCGUGCCCAGUCUGGCUCCAGUGGUGGUGAGCCCCCACCAGACAGCCUAUAGAACAGACAGAUGGACAGCGCCCCACACAGGACAACCAUGGAACUGCACUCUCCCUCCGGAGACUUAACACACAUGGACACACUCUUACAUGGAUGGAUAAACACACACUCACACGCUUACUGACAUGCUUACAUGAACAUGCUAAUAUGAAGGCACAGACUGACACACACACACACUGUCCUGGACACAAACUCCCAUUGCCUCUUUGUUGCCUACUACAAUGCACUCUGGGAUACGGUGCAGAAGAGAGGAUUGUUGUAGUUCCCUUCACAAACAUGGAAGAUCCACCCUGUUCUCUGAGAUUCACCCCUGAUCUCUACACACCUAACCACACCCUCUGAUGAUGCACUAGCCACACACCCCCAGCCAGGAUGGAUGGCUAGAGAGGAAGGGAAGAGGCUAGGUAUCUGCAUUCUGCAGACUGGUGUGUUUAUGUCUGCGACAGAGAGUGGAGGGGGUUUAUAUUUCUGAGGUCAGUCCAUCUGUCAUGGUGGUUGAGUGUGUUUAUGUCUGUGACAGAGAAUGGAGGGGGUGUAAAUUUCUGAGGUCAGUCAGUCCAUCUGUCAUGGUGGUCGAGUGUGUUUUAACCCCUGAAACUCUGAAGGCACACUAACCCCUAUGUAGUGCACUACUUUUGGCCACUACAUACGCCUCUGGUCAAUCUAUAUAGGGAAGUAGGGUCCUCCUCCGUAAGCAGUUAUGUCAUAACUGUUCAUAACAACUACAUAGGCAAUGAGUGUAAGGUAUGGGAGGCGGAAUGUGCUUAGCUAUACAUGACAGUGAUUUUAACUCUUUAUCCAGAGCCUAUUUACUGUCACAGUGGAAGGGAGAGGAUGAAAUUAGUUAACCAUGUCCACCCCUUUCAGAGAAGUCCAUGGAACCUUCCACUGCUUUCCUGCCAUGUCUUGGAUGAGCACAUUUCAGACAAAGAUGGGGGGGGGGGGACAUGGCUUAUUAUUAUCACCUAAUGGAUAUGCCUCUACACAUGAUAACAUGGAAUAAUAUCCAAUAACGACGUCCUUGAAGGAGGUGCUCUGCGUCCUGAUCAGUGUUGUUUUCUGUUGCCAUGGUUUCUCUCCGGGGAGACGUUUUGGACAAAUGUAUUAUUUAGUGAUCUGAGAAACUGUCCCCUCUUCUUCCUCCUCUUGUAACAGUCUGGCUGUUACCAGGUUGUUUUCCUCUGUGCAUUUACAAAGCUGUGCUUACAAUAAAAUGAAGAAAAAAGAAAAA